This is a messenger RNA of Arachis duranensis, 2183 nucleotides long. RefSeq lists its product as uncharacterized. The record is from RefSeq and is a predicted model, not a curated record. NCBI's taxonomy places the organism in Eukaryota, Viridiplantae, Streptophyta, Magnoliopsida, Fabales, Fabaceae. Bases 329 to 2065 code for a protein of 578 amino acids. The transcript is spliced from 6 exons.
UACUCUCUCCCACUUCAGCUUGUUCCCUCUUUCACUUCUCUGCGAUCGUUUUCUCAUUCUUUCUCCGCCCGCCGCCAGAUUUCUGUGCCGAUCAUUCCGGCGAUUUCAUCAUCCUUGUAGUUCCGCCAACCACUGACUUGCGAUUAGUUUGAUAAAGUUAGAACCUUGAAUUUAAGGUGUGGUGGACGAAUGUAUAUAGUGGAAUUGAGAGUCUUUCGGUAGAAGAGAAAGUUUGCAUUACUGAGAGAGUGAGAACUGGGAAGGUCUCCUCUGAAUAGUUGCUGUGGUGAAUCAUUUGAGUCAUUUGAAACAUUUGCCAGAGAAAAAAAUGCAUAAAAACUUCUGGACGGCACAGGAUACUGGCUGCUUAACUGAAGAAAAUAUGGGAUAUGAGAAUGUUUCUAGAACUGAACAAAAGCGUGGUCAUCAGUGGUUUAUGGAUUCAGGUGAACUGCAAGUAUUCAGCAACAUUAAGAGGCAGGCAGUUGAAUCUGUUAAUGGGAACCCAAUUUCAGGAGUUUCUCAUGUAAAUAUUUCUCCAUGGGACAUCAAUUCAGGAUUUCAUUCAGUUACAGGACAAUUUUCUGACCGUCUCUUUGGAUCUGAGCUACGAGCUCUCAAUAUGGUUGAUAAGAACAUGACAUCAAUUAGAAGUGGUAACUUGAACACAGGAAGCAAGGAUUUUGAGAAUCAAUAUGAUAAUAAUCCAUCAGUGGGUUUAUCAAUAUCCCAUAACAUUGAGGACCCUUCACCAUGUCUCAAUUUCGGUGGAAUCAGAAAAGUCAAAGUUAAUCAAGUAAGAGAUUCUGACAGUUGUAUGCCUUCAUCCAUGGGGAACUCCUAUGGCAAUGCUGAUAAUUGUUUAAUGUCAAUAGGUUCUGGGUAUAGCAAGGAUGAUGGAAACAUAUCAUUGGGCCCAACCUUUAACAAUAUAAAUGAUAAUUCCAUCUCUAUGCAGACCUCAAUAAGUAAGACCAAUGGCAAUCUUGUUCCAAUGGAUCAUGCCUUCAGUAAGGGGGAUGGUAGUUUUAUGUUGAUGGGGCACAAUUAUUGCAAAGGGGAUGAAAAUAUUUUAUCAAUGAAUCAGCCCUUUGACAGGGAAGAUGGAAAUUUCAUAUCAAUGGGUCAAACAUAUGAUAAGGAAGACGGCAAUGUGAUAUCUCUGGCUACCUCUUAUAACAAGGGGCAUGAGAACUUUAUGUCAAUGGGUCCAACCUACAGUAAAUCUGGAGAAAAUUUCAUAAAUAUUGGCGCUUCAUAUGACAAGGGCACUGAUCAUAUAAUGUUGAUAGGUACAACAUAUGAUAAGGUAGAUUCAAAUAUUGCAUCGACAGUUCGUUCACAUGAGCAAGGCGACUCCAACUCCUUACCAGUGACCCAAAACCAUAGUAAGGGUGAGGCAAAUACGAUAUCUUUUGGAAGUGUUCAUGAGAGCUGUGAACGAAAUCUUAACGGAGGGAUCAUUAGUGGUUAUGAUCUGUUGAUGGGCAACCAGACUUCAGCUCAUGAUUUGGAUGGGCAGAAGACUGUGACCGAGUCAAACUCUGAACUACCUACAGAUAGCAAUCCAAAAUCCAAUCCUAGUACUGAUUCUACACUUAAGAAUAAAGAUCCAAAGACAACCAAGAAGGCUUCUGCUAACAACUUCCCUUCAAAUGUUAAAAGUUUGUUAUCAACUGGUAUUUUUGAUGGUGUUCCUGUGAAAUAUGUUUCCUGGUCAAGAGAGAGAACUCUCAGAGGAAUCAUAAAGGGAACUGGAUAUCUGUGUUCAUGUGAUGACUGCAAACAGUCCAAGGCUCUUAAUGCAUAUGAAUUCGAGCGUCAUGCUGGUGCCAAGACCAAACACCCUAACAAUCACAUAUAUUUUGACAAUGGAAAAACUAUCUAUGCUGUUGUUCAAGAGCUGAAAAACUCUCCUCAGGAGAUGCUUUUUGAUGCAAUUCAAAGUGCAUCUGGCUCUACCAUCAACCAGAAGAACUUCCGCAUUUGGAAAGCAUCAUAUCAAGCUGCAACUCGGGAGCUUCAGCGGAUCUAUGGAAAGGACGAAGUGAUUGUACCAUCUUGAGCUCAUUUUUUUUUCUUGGAUUUUCAGAAUGAUGAUUGAUAUGUGAUAUGUGCAUAAUGCAUAGCAGCUCAAUUUUUUUUCUUUGGAAAUGAUUUUUAUAUAUAUGGUGAUUUUGUCA